CGCAGGAUGACCUCCGGCCCGGUUCAGGCUGGCAGGGGGCCGCUACACGUCAGCACGUCGGCGCGUCUGACGGCGAUCAGAGCGAAGUCCACUCGGGGAACCGAACUCUGCCUGCGGGGAUCUGCGCCGUCCACAGCCCGCCGUCAUGCCUCGGUGUUCCGGCAGACCCCCGCUGCCUGCGCGGUUCUCCGCAGCCGGCAUCCUGUGCGCUCUGGCGCUGUGCGUCACACCUGUGGCUCCGCACCCGCAGUGUUUGGAUUUCAAGCCGCCUUUCCGCCCGCUGCGGGAGCUGCAGUUCUGCGUGAUGUACAAGGAUUUCGGCUGCUGUGACUAUCAGAAGGACCAGGAGCUCAUGGCGAAGUUUAACCGGAUCGUGGACAACUUUGAUUACCAUGGAUACGCCAGCUGUGCGGGGUAUGUUAUGGAGCUGCUCUGCCAGGAGUGUUCACCGUAUGCAGCUCACCUUUUCGACGCUGAGGACCCGAGCACUCCUCUUAGAACCAUCCCAGGACUCUGUCCCGACUACUGCUCCCAGAUCUGGAGCAAGUGUCACUUUGCCAUCCCACUCCUGUCCAAUGACUCCAGUAUAAUAAGUUCCAAAGAUAACCAGACUCGUCUCUGCCAGCAUCUGCAACUGGAUGAUGCUGACUACUGCUAUCCCCACCUGCUCAGCAACCAGAGGCUCACGAAGGACCUGGGGCGGGUUCAGACCGACGUAGACGGCUGCCUCUACUUGUGUCUGGAGGAAGUGGCUAAUGGGCUGAGAAAUCCUCUCGCAAUGGUGCACGCCAACGACGGCACGCAUCGAUUCUUUGUGGCAGAGCAGGUGGGCCUGGUGUGGACGUACCUUCCUGACCGCUCCAGAUUAGGGAAACCAUUUCUGAACAUCACUAAGGCGGUGUUGACCUCAUCCUGGGAGGGUGACGAGAGAGGUUUCCUGGGAAUCACCUUCCACCCCAAAUACAAGUACAAUGGGAAGUUGUACGUGUAUUACUCUGUAGAGGUGGGGUUCGAUGAGAGAAUAAGAAUCAGCGAGUUCAAGGUGUCAUCGCAUGACAUGAAUAUGGUGGAUCAUACCUCGGAGCGAGUUCUUCUGGAGAUUGAUGAGCCAGCGUCCAACCACAACGGAGGGCAGGUGUUGUUUGGAGAUGAUGGUUAUCUGUACAUCUUCACAGGUGACGGUGGAAUGGCAGGAGACCCAUUUGGGAAAUAUGGAAAUUCUCAAAACAAGUCAGCCCUCUUGGGAAAGGUUCUUCGCCUUGAUGUUGAUGACAACGAAAAAGGCCCGUUGUACAAAAUCCCUCCAGACAACCCUUUUGUACACAUGCAGGGAGCAAGACCUGAGGUCUAUGCCUAUGGUGUUCGCAAUAUGUGGAGGUGCUCAGUGGACCGCGGGGACCCAAAAACCAAAGAGGGCAAAGGACGAAUCUUCUGUGGGGAUGUGGGCCAGAACAAGUUUGAGGAAGUGGACAUCAUUGAGAAAGGCCGGAACUACGGCUGGAGAGCAAAAGAGGGAUUUUCCUGCUACGAUAAGAAGCUGUGUGCCAACAGCUCCCUGGAUGAUGUCCUGCCAAUUUAUGCUUACCCCCACAAGAUGGGCAAGUCAGUGACGGGGGGUUAUGUAUACCGUGGCUGUGAAUACCCCAACCUGAAUGGCAUGUACAUUUUUGGAGACUUCAUGAGUGGACGUUUGAUGAGCCUGAAGGAGGACACAAGCACAGGAACAUGGAACUAUAAUGAGAUUUGCAUGGGAAUGGGGCUGACAUGUGCGUUCCCUGGACUCAUCAACAACUAUUACCCGUAUAUCAUCUCUUUUGGAGAAGAUGAAUCUGGUGAGUUGUACUUCAUGUCCACUGGAGUACCGCGAGCCACUGCCCGAUCGGGAGUCGUUUAUAAAGUGGUGGAUCCAUCCAGGCGCGCUCCACCAAGACAGUGUCACUAUGACCCACUUCCUGUCAGAGUUAAAAGCAAUCUCAUCAAAUUUGUACCUCAAGAAACAUUGAUUGGUGUUGACCUGCCAAAUAACAAGGUUGAGCCACAGCCCACUGAGCCCUCUGACUGGCUUCAAGAGCUCAUUGAUCAACUUGGAACAUCUCUGACUACAACCACACCGAUACCAACCACGACCAGAUCGUCCAGAAGCACGAAGAGGAAAGGCAAGCGUAAGAAGGGAAAACACAGAACAGCGGCGGUUCCUGAGCUUCACAACGGAGCGGUGAGGUUGGUCAAUGACGAUCAAGAAGGCAAGGAUCGUGGACGAGUAGAGAUCUACAUUAAUGGGGAGUGGGGGACGGUCUGCGAUGACUUGUGGACUAUUAAAAAUGCUGAGGUGGUUUGUCGACAGCUAGGAUUUCGGUACGCUUUAAGAGCAUCCAGGAAUUCAGAGUUUGGUGAAGGGAGGGGUCUGCGGAUUCUUCUGGACGAUGUUCAGUGUGUAGGGACAGAGUCCAGUCUGCUGACCUGCACACAUGCCGGCGUGGGAACGCACAACUGCGCCCACUAUGAAGACGCUGGAGUCAUCUGCGCCAACUCAGAGCACGUUGUUGAAGCCUAAAGGCCUGACUGUGGCAUGGUCACCAGGAACUAAGUGGUUGUUAAAUCUAACAGAAUUUCCCUAAAUCUGCAUGUUUUUAUGAAUAUGAGCUAAAACUGCUGUGUUGUUGUACAGUUAUGACAAAAAUCUUUCAGUGAUUGUAAGGAGACAGUUAAAAGCUUAAGGACAAACUUUCAGGAUCUUAAUGACCUAGCUAACGUCAGCGGUGAUGAAGAUGAAGAUCUAUUUAAACUUUAAAUAAAACUUUUGAUUUGUUCCCAAGAUGCUGGAAUAAUCUGAGUCUAGAUUAUUUGCUGUUUGUACAAUUUGCUUGAAGAUGUAAAUAAACAAUUUUUGGUUCUCA
Molecule: messenger RNA, 2897 nt
Organism: Oryzias latipes (Japanese medaka)
Lineage: Eukaryota; Metazoa; Chordata; Actinopteri; Beloniformes; Adrianichthyidae
Gene: hhipl1
Product: HHIP-like 1
Cellular component (GO): membrane
Source: RefSeq, a predicted model, not a curated record